AUGAUUAAUGAAUAUCUAGCAUUUCAAGAAAGAAGGGCAGUCAUUUAUAAAGAAUGAAAUAAGGCACUCAGCAGCUUUAUUAAAGAUAAAGACCCAGUGCCUUUUCAAGCUUGCAUUAUGGCUUCCACAAAAGAGUUAAGAGAGAUUAGAGAAAGCAUCAUGAAGCUACAAUUAGAAGGCCGAGCAAUGGAAAUUGUCCAGAAAAUUGAAGCGCUAGAGGACACACAUUUAAGGAGAAAUGUCGAGUUGCAAAGAGAAAAAGUGCAACAAAUGGAAGGAAAUAAUACAUUUGUGAGGGAAAUCGAAGAGGAAAUAAUGGAUUUGAUCCAAGAACUCAUAUAUAUUGAUCGGACAUAA
Molecule: messenger RNA, 357 nt
Organism: Blepharisma stoltei
Lineage: Eukaryota; Ciliophora; Heterotrichea; Heterotrichida; Blepharismidae
Source: the annotation of a GenBank genome assembly